Glossina fuscipes is the source of this 3560-nucleotide messenger RNA. RefSeq names its product caprin homolog (gene Capr). Gene Ontology annotation, molecular function: RNA binding. Bases 140 to 3439 code for a protein of 1099 amino acids. The transcript is spliced from 4 exons. The record is from RefSeq and is a predicted model, not a curated record. Lineage: Eukaryota; Metazoa; Arthropoda; Insecta; Diptera; Glossinidae. Gene Ontology annotation, cellular component: cytoplasm.
UUUGAUAUAAAAUCAUACUCCUGGCAACACCGCUUUUUGAUGACAAAAAACCGAAAUUAGGAAGAAAUAGUAAAAAAAUAUAUAAAAUACAUUUGUCUGUGCUGUGCUUCAUUCCUGUUUCAAUUUUUAUCCGUGGAGGAUGCCUUCUGCUUCGAACAACAACAAUACUAAUACUACAAAACUGGUGAAACAAACCUCCGUGAAUUUGGUCAAUUCUGGAGGUGUCAGUGGAUCUGGAAAUAAAACAUCUGCUGGUAGUGGUAUUAAGACUACUGAGAAUGCAACAAAAUCUAAUACUACCACAACCAACGAGACAUGUAGUACUAAAGUUGUUAAAGAAAAAUCUAAUAUGGAAAAUUCUUCUGCAACAAACUUAGCAGCACCAAUUGCUCAUAAGGAUGCAGCUAACGAUGCUUUGAAUCCGAUGAAACUGACUUUUACCACGAUCGAGCAUAAAAUACGCAACUUGGAAAAACGAAAGACUAAACUGGAAAGUUAUCGCUCUAUACAGGCCUCAGGUAAAGAACUCAGCUCGGAUCAGCGUGCCGCCGUUGCUAAAUAUGAUGCCGUUAUAGCUACUUUGGAGUUCGCUCGGGACCUUGUAAAGCAAAUGCAGCAAUUCACUAAGGAUGCCGAAAAAGAGCAGAAGAAACAGGCCCGCAAAGAUACGAUUGCCAAAGCUCAUGCAGAGACUGUGAAGAUCCGCGAAGUAUUAAUUAUACAAAACAUCUUAUCUUGCUUUACGGAUGAUGCAGUGCGCAACGAUUUUCUUAGCGGAGAGAACGGGGCCACUAAACUCCAAGGUUCUGAUUUAGCAAUAGUAGAGAAAUUCUGCUUUGAUGUCCAAACCCGGCGGCCGGAAACAUCGGAAGACGUUCCUUUUGCUACAACAGCUCAAAAAGCGGCCGAAGUAUUUUCUAUGACCAUAGAUGGACGACCUAAGCAGUAUGGUGAGACUACUUACGAGAAUGUACGUCGCAUUUUUCAGCGCAUACAAGAAUCAAAUUACCUGGAUAAAAUUUAUUUGACCGAUAUACCCGAGCCAGAAAAUAAUGCCGCCGAGGAUGAGUCAUUAGUUGAACAAAUUGUCUCGGAUAAUGAAGAAACAUUACAAAAUCAGGAUAAAGAAAUUUCGCCUAAAGAGGGCGUUGAAAAAUUAAUAUGUGAUGCGGCACCGGUUAGCGGAGCAAGUGAAACUCUUGAAACAGCAUUAGUAACUUCUCAGACACAACCAAAAAUCGGCGAACAACCGGAAGUACAGCAAAAGCAGUCACAACAGUCGCAAUCUACUGCAAUAUCGAGUUUGUCGGGAACUCACGGACAGCCUAUAGUGCAAACACCAAUGGCUCCACCUGCUACGGCUGUACCAGCAUUUCAAGCAGGCCCGACACCCCAAGCUCCUUCGGGGGCUACUACUCCCGUUCAUGUGACAAUGUUUUCCCAUCAAGCUUUACAAGCACCUACACAACAAGUAACGCAGCUUACCGGGUCUGGUUUAAUAUCGGGAGUUCCUCAAAGUCAAACUGGGCAAAUUUUACCAGGCAUACCUAAUCAACAAACAGCUGCUCAGCAACCAAAUAAACGGCGUCAAAUGUUAAAUAGCCCUGCUGGGGGAGCUUCGGGAACUGUACCGCCAAUUCAGCAUAUGCAAGGUAGUGCAACGGAACAGGCACCUCCCCCUGGUCAUUUUAAUCCGCCUACUGUUCAUACGGUGGAGCAAAGCUUUUUCAAACAGCAUCCACAGCAGCAACAUCAUCAAUUUCUGCAGCAAAUUCGGCCCUUAGCCGAAGUUAUUGGUGGUGGUAAUUUCUACUUUCUGCAAGAUAGCGAACUAGAUUCGCCCGAUUUAAAUGUGGGUCAAGCGGUAGUUGGGCCGCAACAGAAUAGCAUAAUAUUCGAUCAACAACCGCCACAACAACAGCAAACAUCACAAGCACAGGCCAAUCCAAUUAAUCAGCAACUGACACAGCAAAAGUCACCACAGCAGGCACAAAAUCUUCUAAAUCACAAUGAACAGGAUUCUCAGACUUGCGCACCAAAGCAACAGCAAACACCGUUAGGUACACAACAGAUUACGCAGCAUGCACAGCCAUUGCCACCGCCAUCACAACAGCCGCAGUCGCUUCAAACUCAUAUACAAUCCCAAACAUUCACAAAUCAAUCAUUCCCACAAAUAACACCACAGGCUAACUUAGGUAGUAACACGGCGAGUCCAUUGUUCCAGCCACAAAAACCACCUACUAACGCUCAACAGCUGUUCUCACCAGUUGCACAAGCUUUACAACCAUCGCAGCAGCAACCGCCGCAAUUAAUGUUGGUUAACGAACAACAACCACAGCAACCAAUGAUGAUUAUGGCACGAUUGGGUGCAACUCAAGGAACUACAAUGUUACCACAACAAACUUUAAAUCAACCACCACAAUCCCAGUUAACUCCCACUUCACAUAAUUUAGUAAGCGGCAGUGGCAUUCAGUCACAUCAGCCAUCACUAUCAACAGUUGAUGUUAAUCCUACUUCCAAGAAUUCCGGAUUUCCUUUUGAAAAUCCGGUGGUUACAGGUUUGACCUCAUAUGACCAGCAAAUACCACAACAAUUGCCUGCUUCAGCAGAAGAGCAAAGCAAAAUAAACUCCCAAAAUGCCAUAAUUAAAGUAGACAUUAUUACUGAAUGGGGCGAUUCUAAUCUGAAGAACAGCUCUGCUGUUUUAUCGCCCAAUGCAAAUGUUGAUUUGAAGCCAGCUGUAAUUGAAGGGAGCACUUGGAGUAGUGAGUUAAAUGCAAACGCAAAUACUAGUAAUGCUAUUGCGCAACAGCAACAACAAACACGCAAAAAUGAAUGGACUUCAUCAUCAGCCGCUGCAGCUGGUGAUGCCAGUGGUUAUGGGAGUGAUAAUCGCCCUGAAACCAAUCAUUGGCAUUCGCAGCCAGAAUCGGGGGGCUAUGGCCGAGGUUCACGGACAACUGGCAACAGCGGAGGAAACUACCCUCGUAGAAGUGAUGAUAGACGUCCCGGUGGUAGCAUGGGCAGUUAUCGCGGUAGUCGUUCCAAUUACGGUCAGGCAGGUCAAUCAAACGGUAGUGGCUCACGUGGUGGUGGCAGUGGUGCCAUGUACUUCCGCAAUCAUGAUAAUUCCAACAAUAGUUCGUAUUACCAAAAUGGCAGCGGCGGUGCUAGUGGAGGAGCCAGUGGAGCUAGUGUGUACGGCGCCAAUAAGGACUCUCGUUAUGAUACAGGAUCAGGAGGAGGGAACAAUUACCGAGGUCCUAGGGGUGGUACUAGCAGUGGACCGAACACUCGCAACAAUGGACCACCACCUCGAUCUUUGGGCACUAGUCGCAAUCCCGGCGGCGGUAUAAGCAGUACUAGCUCUUCAGCCUCUUACAUAAAUUCGCGGCAGUCCACUAAUCGUAUGUCGUUAGGUUUGGAAAACAAAAACUAAAUUAUAUUUGUUACUGAAAAUUUGCUCCUACCCCCAGCGAAUCGCAAUGCAUUCUUAUACAAGCAAAUAAUACAAAAACCAAUAAAUAUGUAGGAUUAAUUUGAGAACUUUUAUCACAAAA